This is a messenger RNA of Aspergillus uvarum CBS 121591, 1205 nucleotides long. Its product is annotated as oxidoreductase, short chain dehydrogenase/reductase family. The coding region runs from base 37 to 726 and encodes 229 amino acids. The transcript is spliced from 3 exons. Lineage: Eukaryota; Fungi; Ascomycota; Eurotiomycetes; Eurotiales; Aspergillaceae. The record is from RefSeq and is a predicted model, not a curated record.
CUUCGACUCAGUCAUUGACAACUCCAAAACCAAAACAUGGCCGCUGCUAAACCCUUCGCCAUCGUCGCCGGCGUCGGCCCUGGAACGGGCGCCUCCAUUGCCCGCCGCUUUGCCAAAGCCUACUCCGUCGUCGUGCUCGCCCGCAACCCGGCCAACUACGAGUCCGUCGUCGAGGAGAUCAACUCCGCCGGCGGCCAAGCCACGGGCUUCAGCGCCGACCUCUCCGACACCCAGAACGUCAAAUCCACCUUCGAGCAGAUUACCAAGCAGUUCACCGGCUCCCCGCUCGCCGCGGCUGUGUUUAAUGUCGGCGGCGGAUUCGUGCGCAAGCCGUUCCUCGAACUGACGGCCGAAGAGUUCUCGUCCGGGUUUGAAUCGCAGGGCAAAGGAGCCUUCAACUUCGCCAAGGAGACCCUCCCCCUGCUCCUCCAAGCCACGAACCUUCAACACCCGCCGACCCUCAUCUUCACGGGAGCGACAGCCAGUGUGAAGGGCUCGGCGAACUUUUCCACCUUCGCGGCGGGCAAGUUCGCCCUGCGUGCGCUGGCGCAGUCGCUGGCCCGCGAGUUCGGGCCCAAGGGCGUGCACGUCUCGCAUGUGAUUGUCGAUGGGGUGAUUGACAUCCCGCGCACGAAGGCAUGGACGUUCGAGCAUGAGGACGCGAAGUUGGAUCCCGAGGCUGUAAGUGGUGAUUUCUGUUAUAGCUUGACGAAUCUGGGCAGCUGAUGGCUAACGUUUGACUGUUGGGACAGAUCGCCGAGUCAUAUUGGCACUUACAUACUCAGCCACGCACGACUUUUGGGUUUGAGCUGGAUCUCCGACCCUAUGUUGAGAAGUGGUAGGACUGAGGCUUUGCUUGCAAGCUAGGACGGAAAGUCGCUCGUUUGUCUGGGGAGGUUGACCGGAUCAAUCAGUGUAGUCUGCAUGGGUUGGCCGAGGUGCCUAGUUUCAGUACUUCAUUAAUGGUACCUAGUAUAGUAGGGGACAAUGUUUGAAGUCAGCAUGUUAAUCAAUCGAACCAAUGUCAAAUAAAGCAUGUUGUACAUACUAGCUCUGAGUCCUUCGAGCAAGCUGCGUAGGCUCUCCAUGCCAGGAUGUACAUCCAUGGAGAGACGCUCCGCGCCUGCCUUCGGAGAUCUUGUCCGGAUGUAUACAACAUGUCCAUCACAAUCUCACAAUCUCAAUCCCCAAGGCCACAUAACAAC